AUGCUUCCAUAUGGUUUUCAAAGAAAUAACAGGUUGAUUGGUGUUGAUUGUUAUAAAAGAAGAUUUAAAUAAAAAAUCAAAUUUUUAUCAAGAAUGGCAGCUAAUAAGUUUUGGAAAAAGACAGAAUUAACUAAUUUGGAAUAAUAAGUUGGUGUUGCAUUGACUUAAAUUGAGUAAUCACUAGCUGAUGCUAAGAAUCUUAAACUAUCAUCAGUGGUUGAUUACACAGCUAAAAUUAAUGCCAAGAAGUAGGUCUAUUUGGUAUACAUUCCUCAUCCCUGCUUAUCCGUUUUCAAUAAAGUUAGCUCAAAAUUAUUACCAGAAUUAGAAAAGAGACUCAAAGCAACUAUUCUUGUUGUUGCCAAAAGAACAAUCGAAAGCAAAUGGGUCAAGAGUCACAGAUCAUAAACAAGACCAAAUUCAAGAACCCUCACCUCAGUCUAUGAUUCAAUUCUUGAAGACCUUGUUGCACCAACAUUCAUCUUAGGAAGAAGAACAAGAGUCAGAGUUGACGGCACAAAAUUCUAUAGAAUCUUCUUGGAUGAAUAAGACUAAGCAGAAUUAGAACCCAGACUUGAUGCCAUUAAAGCUGUCUAUAAAUUAUUAACAACUAGAGAUUUAGAAUUUGAAUUUAGAAGAGACGACGUUUUCUAUUCAAAAAAAGGUGCAACCAAGAAAGUAUAAAGAAAAUAAUGAGCAUUAAUAAUUUAGUACAAUACAAUAACACAUGAAAUAAUAGUAAUUUCCUAA
Messenger RNA from Paramecium tetraurelia, 750 nucleotides. RefSeq lists its product as uncharacterized. Gene Ontology annotation, molecular function: structural constituent of ribosome. Gene Ontology annotation, cellular component: small-subunit processome; 90S preribosome; cytosolic small ribosomal subunit. The record is from RefSeq and is a predicted model, not a curated record. NCBI's taxonomy places the organism in Eukaryota, Ciliophora, Oligohymenophorea, Peniculida, Parameciidae. The transcript is spliced from 5 exons. Gene Ontology annotation, biological process: translation; rRNA processing; ribosomal small subunit biogenesis.